AUGACUACCACAGAGCCUUUCAGAAAUGUCGUAUUAUUACCACAAACCAAUCAAUUGUUGGGUUUAUAUACUAUAAUCAGAGAUAGACUCACCAAGAGACCAGAUUUUAUAUUUUACUCCGAUAGAAUCAUUCGAUUGUUGGUUGAAGAGGGUUUAAACCAUUUGCCAGUAGCACCAUUGACUGUUAGUACCGAGACAAACCAAGUUUUCCAAGGUGUUUCAUUUUUAGGCAAAAUAUGCGGUGUUAGUAUUAUUAGAGCUGGUGAAAGUAUGGAACAAGGUUUAAGAGAUUGUUGCAGAAGUGUUCGUAUUGGAAAAAUUUUAAUCCAAAGAGAUGAAGAAACUGCUAAACCAAAAUUAUUCUACGAAAAAUUACCUGAUGAUAUUGCCAACAGGUAUGUAUUUUUGUUAGAUCCCAUGUUGGCCACAGGGGGUAGUGCUAUAAUGGCCACUGAUGUUUUGUUGAACAGAGGGGUUAAGGAAGAAAGAAUCUUUUUCUUGAAUUUAAUUUGUAGCAAAGAAGGUAUCGAUGCCUAUCAUUCCGCUUAUCCAAAUGUUAAAAUCGUCACUGGCGCUAUUGAUAAAGGUUUGGAUGAAAAGAAAUAUUUGAUUCCAGGACUUGGUGAUUUUGGUGAUAGAUAUUAUGCUCUAUAA
Molecule: messenger RNA, 654 nt
Organism: Saccharomycodes ludwigii
Lineage: Eukaryota; Fungi; Ascomycota; Saccharomycetes; Saccharomycodales; Saccharomycodaceae
Gene: FUR1
Product: uracil phosphoribosyltransferase
Exons: 1
Coding region: 1-654 (217 amino acids)
Source: RefSeq, a predicted model, not a curated record